Salarias fasciatus (jewelled blenny) is the source of this 1160-nucleotide messenger RNA. It is a transcript of the gene zp3c, whose product is annotated as zona pellucida glycoprotein 3c. NCBI's taxonomy places the organism in Eukaryota, Metazoa, Chordata, Actinopteri, Blenniiformes, Blenniidae. Gene Ontology annotation, cellular component: extracellular matrix. The transcript is spliced from 9 exons. The coding region runs from base 1 to 993 and encodes 330 amino acids. Gene Ontology annotation, molecular function: acrosin binding. Gene Ontology annotation, biological process: binding of sperm to zona pellucida; egg coat formation; positive regulation of acrosome reaction. The record is from RefSeq and is a predicted model, not a curated record.
AUGUCUCCCAGCUGUGCAGCGUCUCUCCUGAUUGCAGAAUACAAAGACCAGGUUACCACUAUUCCUGAAGGUGGAUCGGACAAGUCCAAGGACAUUGAAGUUUUGUGUCAUAUUGACAGGAUGUAUGUGAGAGUCAGAAGAGAUAUGUUCAAAACGCCGCAUGCGUAUAAGUUUUUGAAACUUGGACGCUGUCCAGUUAAUGCAGGCAAGAAAGAGCAUUUCUUCCUUUUGCACGCCCUGAAGUCCAACUGCGGAUUCAAAAAAAUGAGUAACAAAGACUGUGUGAUCAUAAGCAUAGUGCUCACCUUUCAUCCAAACACCCCGAUUCUGAGGGACCUGCCAUUUGAAGUUAAGCUGCAGUGUCGAUACCCCAGAUUUUUCCACUCUUAUAAAGUUGGAUUCAUUCCUCAAAUACAAGGGGGCACGGUAUACAGGCAACUCCCGUCCAGAAGCACUUUUGUUCUCACGCCUCAGGAUGAAUCUGGAAACAACAUCAUGGGAUCCAGAACCUUCGUUUUGGGACAGCCAAUGUUCUUUCAGGCCGGUGGACCUAGCAGCAUGACGAGUGCGGGACAGAAGCGGGUUUACAUUCAGAAAUGCCACAUCACGAUCUCCCAAAACCCCAACGCAAGUCCGAGCUACACAGUCAUCGACAACCAAGGCUGUAUGAUUGAGAGCAAGAUCACGCCAACAUCUGCGUUCAUCAAAGGCAACCAGAAGAAGAUUCAGAGGUUCACUGUGCCUGCUUUCAUUUUCAAGGACCAGGCCUCUUCUGCCUCGACACAGCAACUCUUCAUGCACUGUCAGAUCUAUGUGGGUCCGCUCACUCCAACGCCAAGUUCAAAGGCCUGCAACUUUGACCCAGUCAGCAAAAAAUGGAAGGAGCUCCAUGGUCCGAACUCGGUGUGCGAUUGUUGUGAAUCGACUUGUCCGUCACCGCACCCAAGAGGCAACGUCCAGUGCUGUAAUCUCCAGUCGGUCCUGGAAGGUUGAGACCAGCGAUGAGGGCCUUUUGGAGGUUGAUCCUCUGAAGGAAUCUUCUGAGGCCGAGGUUGAUCCAUCGCUGGAGGAGGUUGCUGAUAAGAAUUCCUUCAUAAGUUCCAUCAAUGUUUAAUACUGAACGUGAUGUGUAGAAAUGAUCUUUUAAAUAAAUGAAAAGC